AUGUCGACGGUGACCCGUGCCUACCUCGAUCAGACGCUCGCCACCGCCAGGCGCUGCUCCAGAGAGGCCGCCGUGGCGGGAGCCAAGGCCGCGGCCGUCGCCACCGUCGCUGCCGCAGUACCUACACUGGCGAGCGUGAGGAUGCUGCCGUGGGCGAGGGCGCACCUGAACCCCACAGGCCAGGCGCUCAUCAUCUCCACCGUCGCUGGGAUGGCCUACUUCAUCGUCGCCGACAAGACAAUCCUCUCCAUGGCCAGGAAGCACUCCUUCGACGACGCGCCAGACCACCUCAAGAACACCUCCUUCCACUAAUUAGCCCACAAUAGAUCCAUUAGUGGCGCGCAAUAAGAUACUCCCUCUGUCCGGAAAUACUUGUCGAAAAAAUGAAUGUAUCUAGUCGUAUUUUAGUUUUAGAUACAUUCAUUUUUACCC
Molecule: messenger RNA, 432 nt
Organism: Triticum aestivum (bread wheat)
Lineage: Eukaryota; Viridiplantae; Streptophyta; Magnoliopsida; Poales; Poaceae
Product: early nodulin-93-like
Exons: 3
Coding region: 1-312 (103 amino acids)
Source: RefSeq, a predicted model, not a curated record